CGCUAGUGUUUGAUAAACGACCACCAUCUACGCUCAACUUCACUAAUUCACUCCUCAACAUAUCGAUGACUACAGAGGUUGUUUCUGUCAACGGUUCAGAUUCGGGCUCUACAAGCUCAUCAAUGUCUAUCCGAGCUACCAAGCGCAAAUUCGAUGAUGCCCUCCAAAGUCUCGACAACGCAGUAGCUCCAGCGAAGACCUUACCCGAAAGACCAACAGCUCCCAAACGACCACACAUGACCCGCUCUCUUUACUCUACGCUCGCCAAGUAUGGGAUCCAGUCCAACAUCCCCAAACCAUCCAUCGAUACUCUGGAUAAGCAUGAUAUUUCCAAGGCUGCCCCUCACCUGGCUGCGAUCUUGGCACGCUCCAAGAGCAAAGGAGCUACCCCUUUUGUACACUCUAGCUUUCCAGUAUCAGCUUCGCUCUCCUCGGAAUACCGACCAUCAUCCACUCAGUCAUUCUUAUCCCGCCUAUCGACCUACAAGUUGACGACAUAUGCAAACAAGCCGCCUCAAAUUGAUGCUGUGGCUGCAGCGAAGUGCGGUUGGAUAAACGAUGGCAAAGACAGGCUAGUGUGUGGAAUUUGUGAUGUUUCAUGGGUUGUUGUGGGGCGAGACGGCAUGACACGAGAAGCCGCCAAUGCGUUUGUUGAGAAGCAGCGCAUCCAGCUAGUGGAGAUGCAUAAGGACGGAUGUCCUUGGCGUACUAGGCAGUGUGAUUCGUCGAUUUACCGCGUGCCGCUUCAAGCACCGACUGCCAUGGCACGGGACAUCAAAUCCAAUGCACGCUCUCUAGAGCCUCUGUUGACAGACGUCAUGAUCAAACAUCCAUUGUCCGCCUCUCAGCUUGCCUCGCUUCGUUCAGCAAUUACCUCAGUCAAGCCUCCUCAGGCCCAAUCAGAAUCCGAGAAUGAGUCGGCAAUGCAGGUUGAUGCAGAACCUGAGCCAUCUGAUACCGCAAUUAUAACUGCCCUCUUCGGCUGGUCAUUGGCCCCGCCUGCUCCUCCCUCGGAACGUAGUCGCACUUCGUCACUUUCUCGAAUAGCUACCAUGUCCAGACCAGCUUCCCCGUCUCUGUCUAGGUCUCCAUCAGUCUCACGUACCGUUCAGUGGGGGCGGGCAGAUUCACCAUCUCCGAUGCCCUCUUCGCCCCUUACUAGUAUUUCACAGUUGGGAGGUACACCCGUGCGCACGCGAACACCACGGCUGAGCGACAUCGGGAAAAGCGCCCGGGACACAUCUCUUUUGCACUGUUCCUUGUGCCAACGACGCGUCGGCCUCUGGGCAUUCACACCUCAGUUUGCUUCAUCACCGCUAGACAGCAGCCCGCUACCACAUCCGCCAACAAAGAAGAGGGAGUUUGAUGUACUGAAUGAACAUCGAUCGUAUUGCCCAUUCGUCGUCCCUUCGACGGUGGUACCGAAACUACCCAUGCCUUCUACCUCGCCUGCUUCUGCAAAUGCAGCGGCAGAUGGCGCAACCGAGGGUUGGCGUGCUAUGCUGACCGUUGUGCUUCGACACGGCUUGAGUGAGCGGCAACGGAAUGCACGCUUAUUACUUUCCGCAGGGGACAGCGAAAUAAUGCAUGGUAUUGACGACGAGCUUGAAGGCGUAGAAGCUAUGGUAGCGAGUGUAAAGAGCAAAGGGGGACGAGAGUUAUUGAAAUAUGUCAAAGGACUGCUGGGUUGAUGUAGAUCUUGUAUUUGCGUGCUUUCAUCCUUUGAUUCGGACAAAAUGUACAUGUAUUUCCAAUCUUGAUAUCCCACAAGAAAUGAAGCAUCUGUAUCAGCUUUUGAGAUCGCUGGUACAAGUAGAAAUCUACCAAGUAUGCUAAUCAAAAA
Molecule: messenger RNA, 1843 nt
Organism: Suillus fuscotomentosus
Lineage: Eukaryota; Fungi; Basidiomycota; Agaricomycetes; Boletales; Suillaceae
Product: C3HC zinc finger-like-domain-containing protein
Exons: 7
Coding region: 66-1691 (541 amino acids)
Cellular component (GO): nucleus
Molecular function (GO): zinc ion binding
Source: RefSeq, a predicted model, not a curated record